CGCAGCCAGGCCCCGCCCCGCGGCGCCGCGCACGCCGGUCCCGGCCUCUCCCGCGCGCAGAGCCAGGGCGGGCGGGUGGACUCCGGCCCGGAACCGAGCCGCGAAGCCCUCCCGCCCCCUCGGCGCCGGGUUCCGGGGGCGCCAUGGAACCCCGAGCGGUUGCAGAUGCCGUGGAGACGGGAGAGGAGGACAUGAUCGUGGAGGCUCUGCGCGCGUACAACCGGGAGAACUCCCAGAGCUUCACGUUUGAUGCUGCCCAACAGGAGGACAGGAAGAGACUGGCGGAGCUGCUGGUUUCGUUCCUGGAGCAGGGUUUGCCGCCCUCCCGCCGCGUCACCUGGCUGCAGAGCAUCCGCAUCCUGUCCAGGGACCGCGGCUGCCUGGACCCCUUCACCAGCCGCCAGAGCCUGCAGGCCCUUGCUUGCUAUGCCGGCAUCUCUGCUGCCAGGGGGUCAGUCCCUGAGCCCCUGGACAUGGACGUGGUACUCGAGUCCCUCAAGUGCCUAUGCAAUGUCGUGCUCAGCAGCCCCAGGGCACAGGCGCUGGCUGCGGAGGCCCGCCUGGUGGUGAGGCUGGCAGAGCGCGUGGGGCUGCACUACCAGGGCAGCUUCCCGCACGAGGUCCAGCUCUUCGACUUGCGCCUGCUGUUCCUGCUUACGGCGCUUCGCACGGACGUGCGCCAGCAGCUGUUCCAGGAGCUGCAGGGCGUGCACCUGCUGACUGGCGCGCUGCAGCAGACGCUGGCAGUGGCCCCAGGACAGAGCCCCCUGGAGCUCCUCCCAUCCCAGGAGACCGAGCGGGCCAUGGAGAUCCUCAAGGUUCUCUUCAACAUCACUUUCGACUCCGUCAAGAGGGAGGUGGACGAGGAAGAUGCUGCCCUUUACCGGCGCCUGGGGACCCUCCUGCGGCACUGUGUGAUGGUCACCGCUGCUGGAGACCGCACGGAGGAGUUCCAUGGCCACACAGUGAACCUCCUGGGGAACUUGCCCCUCAAGUGUCUGGACGUGCUCCUGAGCCUGGAGCCGCACAAGGGCUCCGUGCAGUUCCUGGGAGUGAACAUGGAUGCGGUCAGCGCCCUCCUCAGCUUCCUGGAGAAGCGUCUGCACCAGACGCACAGGCUGAAGGAGAGCGUGGCCCCGGUGCUGAGCGUGCUGACCGAGUGUGCCCGCAUGCACCGCCCCGCCAGGAAAUUCCUGAAGGCCCAGGUGCUGCCUCCGCUGAGGGACGUGAAGACCCGGCCCGAGGUGGGGGAGCAGCUGCGCAACAAGCUCGUCCGCCUCAUGACGCACCUGGACACGGACGUGAAGAGGGUGGCGGCCGAGUUCCUGUUCGUCCUGUGCUCCGAGAGCGUGCCGCGCUUCAUCAAGUACACGGGCUACGGGAACGCGGCCGGCCUGCUGGCUGCCCGGGGCCUCCUGGCGGGGGGCCGGCCCGAGGGCCAGUACUCGGAGGACGAGGACACAGACACUGAGGAGUACAAGGAGGCCAAGGCCAGCAGCAUAAACCCGGUGACCGGGAGGGUGGAGGAGAAGCUGCCCAACCCCAUGGAGGGCAUGACGGAGGAGCAGAAGGAGCACGAGGCCAUGAAGCUGGUGAACAUGUUCGACAAGCUCUCCAGGCACCGAGUCAUCCAGCCCCUGGGGGUGAGUCCCCGGGGCCACCUCACCUCCCUGCAGGACGCCGUGUGCGAGAGCAUGGAGGGCCAGCUCUCCUCGGACCCCGACUCAGACCCCGACUGAAGACGGCCGCCCUGCGCCCCGUCCGAACCGGUGCUGCUUCCAGAGAUGUCCUCGGGGUCCCCUUCCCCUUGCUCCCCAAGUUCUGUCCCUAACCCGCCUCCAGGACCGGGAAGGGGUCGUGCCGUCGGCACGCUGGAAGCCCACCUGAUUGCCUCCCGGCAAGUGCUUUCUCCCGUGAGCUGGAGGCCGGGCCGCUUGCUGGCCGAGGGCCAGGGACCGGCAGGGGCUGCACCGCCGAGGGGGAGACCCUGCUGGGACCCAGGUGCCGACGGAAGGCGCACUGGCCGGGGUGCGCCGUCUGCCCACCGGGCACGGCUCCCCGGCUUCGUCUGCCUUCCUGGUCCUGGCUCAGCCGCCUGCUGCGCUGUCCCCAGCCCUGAGGCCCCCCCACCCCCCCCCCGCCCCCAGCCCCUCGGUCUUCCCCGCUGGCGUGGGCCGUAAAUACAGAAGGAAAACACUGCAGGUCAGGCCGCAUCUGCGUUUCUGCCGUGUGCCCCAGAGCACCGCAGAGGCAUUGCCCUGUGAGCGUCUCGGGAGAACGGGCGUGUGAGAGAAGGUGUGUGUCGGACGCACAGCGGGGCGCCCUCAGUGCGAGCACUGGGCUGGCCAGAGUCCGCGCAGUGCUGCCGUGCGUGACCCCGGCAGUGCUUGGUGGUCGUGACCCGUUGUUAGAGCGCACCAGAAAACAACUCGCCAAAAUGGGCGGAAUUCCGUGCAGCCGCUUUAACAUGAAGACGAAGACAACA
Phyllostomus hastatus (greater spear-nosed bat) is the source of this 2485-nucleotide messenger RNA. RefSeq names its product RIC8 guanine nucleotide exchange factor A (gene RIC8A). Lineage: Eukaryota; Metazoa; Chordata; Mammalia; Chiroptera; Phyllostomidae. The transcript is spliced from 10 exons. Gene Ontology annotation, molecular function: guanyl-nucleotide exchange factor activity; G-protein alpha-subunit binding. Bases 144 to 1739 code for a protein of 531 amino acids. Gene Ontology annotation, cellular component: cytoplasm; plasma membrane. The record is from RefSeq and is a predicted model, not a curated record. Gene Ontology annotation, biological process: G protein-coupled receptor signaling pathway.